AUGUCGUCCUCUUCAAGACCCAAGCCCUCACGCAACAGCUCCUCAACUCACCGCUGCACACUAUCCUUAAAUAAGACCGAGAUUCUGAUCAACGUCUACGACCUGCUACCCCCAGGCAAACUAUCAUCCGUGCUUUGGGCUAUCGGAGGAUCACUCCUGCACUCGGGUAUCGUGAUUCAGGACAAGGAGUAUGCCUUUGGCGGGCAUGACAGAGCAGGAGUGACAGGAGUGUAUUGGACAAGACCUCAAGUAGAACCUCCGGGCGGUACGUUUAGAGUCGAACUCCUGCAAGGAUUCUCCUUCCGCACGGAAACAGAGCUUGAAGAGAUCAUACAAGAAGCAUCACAGCGCUUCCAGGGCACUUCUUACAACCUCCUUACGAACAACUGCAAUCACUUCACCUCCUACCUUUGCGAGAAACUCACAUCGCGCCCCGCGCCCAGCUGGCUCAACCGCGCUGCAAGUAUCGGAGUCGCGCUGCCCUGCGUAGUACCCCGAGAAUGGAUUGCCGCGCCUGACUACGACACUGCGGACGGAGAGCUACUGGACGAUGAGGUUGAUGAUGAGGAAGCAGCGAUGUUACGGAGUUCAAGAAACAGGCCCCGGGUUCGCCCGUCGGUCGAGGAGCAAGAUCGCUGGGACAGUGAAAUGGACCGGAUUAGUAGUAGUAGUCAUGGUUAUGCCAGACCAACCUCUGCGGGGAGCGAUGCGCCGCGACCGGUGAGUGUGAGGGAUACGAGUGGAAGGGGGAUACCCGUUAGUGAGCGAGCACCGAUACCCAAGCGAAGAUGA
This is a messenger RNA of Coniosporium apollinis CBS 100218, 792 nucleotides long. RefSeq lists its product as uncharacterized. Bases 1 to 792 code for a protein of 263 amino acids. The transcript has 4 exons. The record is from RefSeq and is a predicted model, not a curated record. Gene Ontology annotation, molecular function: deubiquitinase activity. Lineage: Eukaryota; Fungi; Ascomycota; Dothideomycetes. Gene Ontology annotation, biological process: protein deubiquitination.